Molecule: messenger RNA, 393 nt
Organism: Gongylonema pulchrum
Lineage: Eukaryota; Metazoa; Nematoda; Chromadorea; Rhabditida; Gongylonematidae
Source: the annotation of a GenBank genome assembly
AUGAUUGCACGUGCAGAAGCAGAAAGUCGUCCGGAAGAUGUCCAGUUACUGAUGAAAAUUGGCCUGAAGCAAUUCAACGCACAGUUUUUCACAGUCCCGGUGCAGUUUAUGCGCGAAAUCACUCAUAUGGCAUGUAGCAAACAUGAGGAACAACUGCAGUGCGGCGCAAUAUUUGAGGGCGCUGAGGUAACACUUCGACGAAUUGAGGAUCUGAAGACAAUCGGCAACCACAAGCUAAUGUUCGAUUAUGAAUGUGCGGAUAAGGAAUUUGUGCCUAGCGUUUAUCCAUGCAUCGGUCUUAAUGUCGCACUGUGGACUGCCAACUGCGCUGAGGUUUUCCGCAUUCCCAUUAAAUCAAAAAUUCCUAAACACAAUGUUGUGACCCAUUUCUAA